AUGGGUCUUUUCAGCCAUGCAGCAACAUGCUUGAGCGAAGCAAAGUUACUGAAGAAGCUGCGACAGCGAGUCUCCGCGCGAUCAAGGGAUCUUACACCGAUCGCAGGGUCUGCUUGCACAAAGACGAGCACGCUCAGUCAGUGCUCCGUGAGCACUAGGAACUCCCUCUCAGCAAAAUCCUCUCGAUUUCCGACUGCGGGUCCUCCAAUCGGAGUCAGUGCUGCGUUUCUGGUGUCUUGCCUUGUCGACGUCAAUCCUACUGCUGAGGAUGCGGGACCGACAACGCGGGCAGUAGCGACAACACUCCGACUUAAGCGUGAGGAGAACCGCGAGGCUGUACAGAGCGCAGUGGAGCUUGCAGAGAUAAAUCAGGUGCAUCCACUUACGGGCGGUGACACAGCAGGACCCUGCUCGACACACGUCGCGCAUGCGUGGGAUGCAAGUUUUCCGGAGCUGGUCGACUGCUUAGUGCGUGAUGCAGGCUCAGAUCUGGACCGGCGGUAUAGUUUGGACCUCUUCGGAGCCGAGCACCUGGCUGGAAACCUUGACACGUCGCCUGACAGUGCUCCGGCUCGAAGCCAUCACGCGUCAGUGACGGGCAAGGGGACCGAUGAUCCAAUAGGAGCAGUGCAAGCUCUUGUGCACGGCGCCAAAGAAGUGCUGUUAGUGUUGGACGCAGAAUUGAUUUGUUUCUCUCGAAUUUGGGUCCUGGCUGAAGCCAUGCUGGCUACGGCUGCCAACAAGCUUCGCAUUGUCACCUCCGCUCCUGGGGGUUACGGCAGCUCAGUCGAUGACAUUCUAAAGUGGGAAUCACGCAUUGAUGCCAUUGACUGGUCUCUGACGGAAGCUAGCCGCAAGAGUGACGAGCGACGGCUUCGCACCUUCAGCGACCGCGUUUGGGACGUGCAUGGUAUCGGGAACGAGCGGAUGCUGGCGCAGCUCAAGGUGCUGCUGAGGAAGGAGGUAUAUGGCCAGGUGCUGAUCAAGGCUGUCGAGGCUGGAGAUUGGAAGGCCAUCGAAGCCGCGCUGGACCGAGGCGCUUCACUCGAGCAGCGCGACGCAGAUGGCAACACAUUAGAAGACCUGGCCUGCUUCUUCAACCAUCAGGAUAUCGAGGAGAUGCUGUUUGAGAGGCGCAUGCGAGGCAAGGCUCACAAACCCUUGUCCAUGUUUUUCCGUGCAGAAGACCUGAUGGAAAACUGCUCCGAUGCCUUCCCUGAAGUCCUUCUGCCAUUCAUGACCCAGCCGGCGGGCUUUGCAAAUGGUUCAGAUGAGGAGGAUGAUGAGGAGGAGACCUGGCGGUAUCUUGCAAGUUUGGAGCGCAACGCGUCUUGA
Molecule: messenger RNA, 1335 nt
Organism: Symbiodinium pilosum
Lineage: Eukaryota; Dinophyceae; Suessiales; Symbiodiniaceae
Source: the annotation of a GenBank genome assembly